Molecule: messenger RNA, 8168 nt
Organism: Rhagoletis zephyria (snowberry fruit fly)
Lineage: Eukaryota; Metazoa; Arthropoda; Insecta; Diptera; Tephritidae
Biological process (GO): regulation of gene expression
Cellular component (GO): nucleus
Molecular function (GO): protein binding
Source: RefSeq, a predicted model, not a curated record
AUGAAUAUAAUUGACUAUUGCCUCUGGAGUGACAUUGCUGAAGGCCCCGUUGAUAUCGAAGAAGGCGCCUCCUGCAUAACAUUUGUGCGUGAAGACUUCCUCUGGUCACUCUACCAAUUCAAAGUGACGCGCACAAAGCGAAAAGCGUUGCCUAAAGCAACAAAGCCGGCAAAGGCGCAGUUGUCGUCACAUGCCGCGACACUGCGAAGCGCGCAACGCAGCGCGGCCGAUGCUGCCACCAGUGACGUAUCCAAAUCGAACGCCACCGAUUUCAGCGCGUUCGACUUUAAUGACAGCUCCGAUAAUUCCGAUAUACAAACGCGACCGCCUUCCUAUCUCAGUCGCGCUCAUCUGCACAACAACAACGGCAGCAGCAAUGCUAGCGGCGCCGGCGGCGUAGGUGGCGGCGGAAAUAACAAUAACACCAGCAACAGUAUUAGCAACUGCAAUAGCAACAGUAACACCAACAUCAGCAAUAGAUUAACAAAUAGUAAUAGUUUAGUUAACAACAUCAGCAACAACAACAACGCCAGCAGCCGCGCAGCCGAAACGUCAAACAACGAUGGUAGCCACAGUCAUGCUACCAAUGAGGCGCCCAAUAUCAACGGCAAAAUGGAGCAGGACGACGCGGAGGACGAUGACGACGAAGAAGAAAACGAUCAGAAUGCGGCUGUAGGGCAGCGUGCUGCUCAGACACGCGUGAAUGCACAAGAAGAAGACGACGACGACGACGACGACGACGACGACGACGAAGAUGAGGAUGAGGAUGACGAGUUGGAGAACCAGCAUGACGCUGCUAAUGCAAGCAUGGUACAGACGCGCGCGCUUAGCAAUUCAUUAGCGGGGGCAGCCAUCGACAACGGGAGAUUUUCCGAAGCGGCAACAGCAUCCACUGCAACGACGACGACCGCAGGCGCUGGCGCUACAGGCAAUGCGUACAACGUCAACAGCAUCAGCAAUGAUGAUAACUGCAAUAACAGCAGGCAUAGUAACGCCAGCAGCAGCGCACAUAACGGCAACAACAAUGACAACAGCAACGCCAGCAGUGAUAGCAUGCUUUGUGAUGGUAUGCGCGACCUGGAUGGCAUGGAUGUCGGUGACAGCCAACGCUUAAUAGCCAGUACGGGUAACAACCACCACAACAACAAUAACAACACUGCUGAUGCGCUUCUAAUGGCUGCUAUUGCUAGUGCGAGCCUGAAUGGCGGCGGCGCUGCGGGCGGUAUAUGUAACGCUAUGACUACGGCGACCACAACACAGUCAAACAGCCAGUGCGCUGUAGCAGAUGACGCUGCGGUAGUUGGUGCCCUCUUAGAUGGCCCUUUAGGCACGAGUAGUGGCAACAAUUGCAAUGAACUUGCACGCAGCAGUAGCGCUAGUUUAAGCAACAACAGCUCAUCUGCAACUGCGCUCGGAGGCGGCAGUGGUAGUGGUGGUGGUGGUGCGGAUGCGAAUAGCAUCGCAGGCGGCGGCGGUGGUGGUGGUGGCGGAAACGGCAGUGUUUGUGUUGGUGUUGGUGGCGAUGGUGGCGGCAGUGUUGGAAUUGCGAGCGGCAUGGGCGGUGAGAGCAUGUGUGGCGGUGCACCUAGCGAAGCUGGCAGCGCGGCUGGCACAACGGGCUCGGGUCAUAGUGAGCGCAAGAAAUAUCGACAUCAAAAUUAUAGCAAAAACAUUUACAUUGGCACUAAGAAUGCUGAAAAGUGGGAACACACGCGAACGCGGCUGCAAUUCAAGAACGAUGUGGAAUUCGUGACGUACUUGUUGAAUUUGGCUGACAACGAUACGGAGCGUCUAGCUAAUUUGCCACCACCUUCAGCACCAACAACUCCGACAAAGAGCUUCGCAAACAAUUUCAAAUUGGAGCCUAAUCUUAGCGUGAAGGAGUUCAGCAAAAGUCAAACUGAAAAUAGUAGCGAAGGACCGCCAGCGCCAAUACGUAGGAAAUACAAAAAGCGCGUGCAAUUCAGUGACGCACUCAAUGGUUUCCCUAAAAUGAAAGACUUUUCCAACUUUUCCACGAAAGCUAAGAAACACGAUCAAAAAGCGAAAGGUACUGCCAGUGCCACUGGCGGCGCAAGCGAUACAUUGCCCGAUGUGUUGGAUUGUCGCAUAGCAGAGAAGAUCAAGAGCGAAUUGGAGGAGAAGUCCGCAUCCAAAGUGCCAGCGCAUCAGAAUGCAUUGUGUCUUAAGAAACCGGGCGAGGGCGGUGCCAUGGAACCGCAAAAUAAUAGCGACGAUGAUGAGGAUGAAGAUGAAGAGACAGAAGCAAACGCUACCGGUGAUGCAGCAAAUGCAGCUCCUGCCACCGUUGCCACCGUUGCCACCGUAGCCGUUGCGGCCGCCGCUGCUGCUGUCAUCGGAGACGUAGUAGAUGCCAACAGUGCAGCAGCAACGCCAACUCCAUCGCUCACAGCACCGUCGGUGGUUUCGGCUAGUAAUUUCCGUGCGCGUGCGAAAGGCAAACGUGGUCCUAAAAAUGUGCCAGCGCUGCCAGUCAACAGCUCAUUUAGUAGCUUGGGCACCAGCAUUGCCGACGAGGAAGAAGACGAACUCGACGCCGAGACAGAUGGUGAUGAUGAAGAUGAAGAAAUGGAUGAAGAGGCGUUGGCACGUGAAAUGAAGAACGAACAGAAUUUUGUAGAAGAAGAGGACGAACACGAUAUUGCCUUCCGUUCGCAGCAAUCGUGUCGCGAAUGCUCAAUCACGCAUGACUACAAAAUCUGUCCAUUGCGCACGUCGAUUGGCACCAUAACCGACGCUGUAGACCUGGCCGAGUGGAUUGAACGGAAAAAUCUUGAAGCCUUGGCCAAACUUAAACACGAUGCACAACGGCAGGCGAAACAAGAUCACGAUCCAGACGAUGAGGACAUGGACGAGGCAUCACAAAUGUCCGAGCUCGAAACCAAGCCGCUUAUAACUUUCGCCGAGGCGUCAGUGCCAGCCGAAUUCGAGCUGCACAAUGUAGAGCCGAAUGUGACCGGCGUUUUUGCGCGCACAGAAGUGCGCGCUUACACCAAACUUGGCCCGCUGAUCGGGCAGCUAGUACCGAGCAGCGAUGUGCGCGAAGGCAGCGAUAUGAAAUGGAUUUUCGAGAUAUGCGAAGCUGGCGCAGAGAAGUCACAACUGUUGACAUGCGACAAUCCGAAUACUUCUAAUUGGUUGCGGUACAUACGACCAGCGCCCACUUAUGAGGAGCGUAACGUUAAUCUUGUAUCGAUUGAGCAGCAGGCAUUCUUCGUCACCUGCCGCGAUGUUAAGAAUGGCAUGGAACUGCUCUACUGGAGCGACGACUGCAAUACGAUGUGGCGCAAAAAGCACACGGAGAAGACGAAUUGUGGCGGUUGCAAUUUGCGUUUCGAUCAUCCGCUCUAUUAUCGCACGCACUGCUCCAUUUUUCACGAUCCCUCAAUGAGCCUCACCAUACGCAAAUACCAUUGCAAAGUAUGCGGCGAAGCGGUGCUCGGCAAGGACAACAUCACGAAGCAUGCGUCCGAGAAGCACGAAGGCAAGGGCGCUUACCAAUGCCAAUUUUGCAACAAGUUCUUCCUGCGGCUCAACUACUUGGAAAUGCAUCGCACCUACGGCUGUGCGGCCAAUCCGAACCGUGCGCGUCCACUUUGUGAUUUUUGUGGUCGUAAAUUUUGUCAACCACAAAAGCUCAAGGCUCACAUCAAGCGCAUGCAUAGUGAUAUGGCUGAAGUUUUACGAGAUUUUCAGUGUAAAUUAUGUUCAAAACUUCUAGGAUCACGCGCCGCAUUGCAGCGUCACUCCAAGGAGGUGCACAGUCGCAAUUCGACGGUGGUUAGCUGUCCACGAUGUCAGAAGCUCUUCCAGAAUCGCAGUAACUUGAAAAUUCACAUGCUUACACAUUCGGGCGUCAGACCGUUCAAAUGUUCCGAGCCUGAGUGUAAUGCCGCUUUUACCACAAAGCAAUGCCUCCAAUUCCACUACAAAAAGGUACACAACUAUACACAGGAACAGAUGCCAAAGAUCGAGCGUAGCGUCGCCUACACCUUUGACGCUUAUUCGGGUGGCAUGAAGGUUGACUUCUUGGAACAAGCACCACGCCGACGACGCAAAAGCUUGGAAGACCAAAACUCGAGACUGAGUUCGAGCAUGCAAAGCGACACAGAGUUCUCCGAUGACAAUAUCUUUGAGGCCAUCAAGAAAUCCGGCAAAUCGAUCAAAGAUCUGUGCCGCAAUGAGCCUAACCUUUCGUUACUUUCAUCUAAGAUCUCGAGCAUAUUUGGCGAAAAAGUGGUGGGCAGUCGCAAACGCAAGAAAAAGAAAGAACCGCCCACGCCUAAUAUGAAUUUAAUGGGCGCGGUGGCCGGCGCUACGGGCGUAGGUGGUGUAGGUAUGGGCGUCGGUGGCACCGAGGACGAGGAUGAAGACGAACACAUGGAGCAGGUGCGCCGCAAGCAGGCGAAUGCUCAACUCAGUCUCGUCGAGUCAUUUUUGACCACGACUGCGCAACGCCUCACCGCCCAGCAGCAAGUUCAACAGGUGGUUGCCGCCGCGGCCGCGGUUUCGGCAAUGGCUGGCGCAGGAGCGGCCGCUGCCGUGGAUGAUCCCAGUAAGAUGCACAUUAUGUCCGGCCUAAAUAGCCAGCAUCACUCCAUGGCUAUGGGUGGACACGCAGUGGCGGGUAUGCUUAACGACGAUGAUGACGAGGAGGACGAUGAGGAUGACAACGGGCAGGAUGACCCGCAUGAUGGUGGGCAUAGCGAGCAGCACGAUGACAAUAACAGCUACCGGCAUCACGCGGGCAUGAAUGGGUUGGGUCAGAAUUUGGUUGUGAGUAAGGGCAGCAAGAAAUGGAUUAGCGGUGACGAUCGUCACCUGUCACGUGAUUGCGCCGCCGCGGUGGAUCGCUGCGGCAUGGGAGGCGGAGGUGGUGGUGGUGGUGUUGGUGGCGGCAUUGGCGCAGGUGUGGGAACCGAUGCAGCCGUCGCAGCUGCAAUGGGUGGCGCCGCAGCUGUAGCAGCCGCCUGCAGCAUGGCCGGAAAUAGUGGUGGUGUUGGUGUCGGCGUUGGUGUAGGAAAUGACAUGGGUUUGCCGGCAUUUGCGGUACCGCCCAGCACAGUCGACGAUGCCAACAAAUUGAUCGGGCACAAUCGAGAUUUUCUGGCGCGUUUAAUGAAUUCGGCUAGCGCUAAUCACGCGCAUCACAACAAUCGCGGCGAGGAGGAUGAAAACUCUUCAUUCCUUGAUGUGGUCGAGUCUAACAAUAAUAACAACAACAACGGCGCUGGCGCUGGCGGUCAAAUGCCACAAUAUCAUCACAACGGCGGCGGUGGCGGUGUAGGCGUGGGCGGAAAUAUCAGCAACGCGGGGAACGUGAUCAACUCAGGCAAUGCCAAUGCUAAUAGCAUGGGUGGUACGGGCGCCAACAGCACACCGGGACACCAGGCAGAAGAUGCUCAGCUGCAAAUGAACUCGUUGGCGCAUUCCCAAUCGUUUAUGAGUUCAUUUUACAACAACGCAAACGCAAGACUGAGCGGCGCCAGCAGUGCCUCAACAUCGGCAAGCAUGCUGGUGGAAGCGGCCUUGAACUCUGUUGGCAAUAUGAUCGACUCGGAAAAUAAUGAUAUGAAGGUGCCAAAUGAGUCGAAUAUCAACACCGACAGCCCGAUGAGCGCACAUCAUGUAGACAGCGAGACAAAUCGCUUCAGCACAGAUACUGCCGGCAACCACCACUCCAUCAACAGCAUUGAUAAUCUGGAAAACGAGCUAAAGAUGAUGAAGAAUCUCAGUAACUUCCCCAUGCAAAUACCACCACUACCAAUGUUCCCGAACUCAGGCAAUACCAUGACCUCCUGCAACAUAUCGCCCAACGCUUCGACACCGACAAACCCUCAAAGUAACCAAAACAAUAACGAUGUAGAAGUUGAUGCUGGUUCAACGCCACGCCCGCAGCAUCUGAGUAGCAACGCUACUGAUUCGGAUGGCUUCUCCUCCGCACAUCAUCGCACACCGCCCUCGCCUCAGCCCAUCUCACCAGGUCGCGACUAUGGCAUGUUCAACAAUACUAAUGCUUCGGGUGCCAACGGCACACCCGGCGGUCCGGGUACAGCGGGCAGCAACAGCAGCGGCAACAGUGGUAGCGGCAAUAGCAACAAUAACAUAUCAGCAUCCUCGCCUCUGCCUACAAUGCAGACACAUAGGCGCAACGCCUCCAGCGUGAGCAGCGCAUAUCCAGAGCACGAGCUCAUAUCGCCAGCAUCCUCGCCGUCCAUACCACGAUAUAAUUUCAACGGCGACAUGAUGCGACACAAACGCGUCGAACAUGAAAGUGAUAGGCGGCAAACGAUUGGACACAAUCCGCAUCUAUCUAGCGACGACGAGAACAGUAUUAUUCCGCAAAAUAGCUCUGGCCAGGAUAUGCGUAUGAAAUUCUCCCAGUCACAAAUGGACCUCAUGUAUACCAAGUACGAGAGCAUGGCUGCCAGUGCAGCGAGUCUCAAGUACAACAAUCAAGAGCUCGACUCUCCAGCUGAGUAUCGCAACGCCAGUAGCAACGCGGCAUCCGGGCCCAACGCCAACGAUUUGUCCGACUUGCAAGGGCUUGACAUGUCACGCUCCAGCGUUAGCGCUUCCAAUUAUCAUCACAAUUUCCAGCUCCCUGGCAGCGCCAGCUCAAACAUAAGCGGUAUUGGACGUUACCAUCAUCACAUCUACGAUAUUCUCUCCGAGCGUGAGCAACAAACCCAGCAGGCUCAGACACAACAACAGCAACAUCACAGUUCAGCGGUGGCAGCAGCUGCUGCUGUGGCAGCACAGCAUCAACAACAACAGGAGCACUCAAGCCAGCUGGUUAUGCAGCAACACCAAUCCGCCAUGCACAACAUGCUGCCCGAUCAACUGGGCGAACAGGAUCACGAUCAGACUACAUCGGUAGACUUGAGUCGCACAGCUAAUUAUGUGGUGCCUUCACCACCGCAACUACCCUACAACCAUCCACAUCACGAUAUGCUACGUAUGGCUUCCUUAGACUUAACGCCAAAUACCAAUAUGUCGGUUGGCAACAAUCGUUCCUUCCUCUCCUCACAAAUGCAGCAUCAGAGUCGUGAGAGUUUGGAACAUCAUCGGUUGCUGUCCACAGUGGAGCAGCAUCGCAUUUUAGCCGCCUCUAAUGUGGCUGCCGAUCAGCAUCGCCUGCUCGUCGAUCCCACCGCACAUCUAUUGAUGGAGCAAAAUAAUCGUCUGCUGGGCACCGAUCAGUCGCGCCUACUCGGCGAGACGGCCCAAAAUAGGCAUAUGGCACGCAGUUUUGGCGCUUACCAUCAGGUAGCCUCGGGCAAUUAUCAUCCCAGCGUGCGGCCACCAGUAUUGCCGUCCGCGAAUCAUCAUACUUCCAAUCCCUCAAACUAUCAUCCUUUCCCAGCGUACUAUUAAAAGUUGAAAUAGGUACUUUAAGUACGUACGUGUAAAUUGAGGCCGAAGUAAUUUUGAGGACACGUAUGUAACUUGUAAAUGUUUUUCGUUGAGCGCCAUAACUUACACCGGAGACUUUAUCUACGGAUAUUACCAAAAGCAUAAGUGGACAUCUUUAGUUUCCCGCGUUGAAUAGUAAAAUUUGUUCACUACCAAAUCAGUCCAGUACGAUCUUCUUGCUUUAAUAAGAGAUUUAAUCGUUUUCCAUCGAUACUAAUAAACGUUAAGAUAAAUUUAUGAAGAUUUGAAAGAUACUUCCACCAAAACAGCAUAUGUGGGUUGCUGACCUUAUCAUUUACGGCUUACGCUGUUAUUUUUGCUGUGCUGGCAUAACUAGUAACGCUUAGAGUUCCAGAUCAUUCUCUCUUUAGUCUUCCAGACUCGUGAAUUUAUUUUGCAAAAAAGGAAAAGUUGUAUAUACGAUUGUCUUAGGAAGGACUGUGGUCUUUCGAAAGACUGUGGUGAAUUAAAAGACAGUUGGCAGAAUUGCCCCGUCAGUGGCUUUCAGAGUAUAUCGUAAUUGGUCGUUAGUAAAGAUAGAAUUCUUGGGCCGCAGAAAGCAAUCUUUCAUUUCAGCCUAAAGACGCUACAGCAAUCAGAUUAUCGAAGAUUGUAUAUAACUGUCUUUAAGGAUAGCGUGUAGACACUUUUUCAUUGUAUCCGAAAUUGAAUUGAAGAACUUUUCGCCUCCAAAGCUAAGGUAUUUCUAUGGGAGGAAGAUUCAUUGGUAG